AUGGAACGCGAAUCCUUUGAAAAUGAGGAAAUCGCCGCGGUCAUGAACGAUCUUUUCAUCAACAUCAAGGUCGAUAGAGAAGAGCGUCCCGAUUUAGAUGAAAUCUACAUGCAAGCCGUUCAGAUCAUGACACGUCAAGGCGGUUGGCCCAUGACCGUCUUUCUCACCCCUGACCUGAAACCCUUCUACGGCGGAACCUAUUACCCACCCACCGACAGGUAUGGUAGACCGGGAUUCCCAAAGGUGAUGCACGCUGUUGCCGAGGCGUUCAGUGAUCAGAAUGUGCAGGUCCUGGAGCAAGCAGAACAAAUUACCACGCACCUUGCGCAAAUAGGUAACGUCGUUGACCCACACCACCAUGAGCUUACAGAACAACUGAUGACCCAUGCUUUUCAGCACUACAACUCCGAAUUCGAUUCGCAAUACGGCGGAUUCGGCAAUGCCCCCAAAUUCCCACCCAGCAUGGGAUUGCCCUUCCUAUUACGCUAUUGGCAUCAUACUGGCAACGCCAAUGCUUUAGAGAUGGUCGAACUCACGCUGGAGAAGAUGGCACGCGGUGGUAUAUACGACCAACUCGGUGGCGGUUUCCACCGAUAUUCCACCGACGCGCACUGGCUCGCCCCACACUUUGAAAAGAUGCUGUAUGACAACGCGCAACUCGUCGUCGCCUAUUUUGAGGCGUACCAAGCCACUCAGAAGCCGUUCUAUCGCGAUAUAGCCACCGAAACGCUUGACUAUGUUCUCCGCGAGAUUGAAGGCGUAGAGGGCAAAUUCUUCGUCUGGGAGCCGAACGAUGUGGAAGACAUUAUCGGCGAAGAGAACGCCGAAAUCUUCUGUGAGUAUUACGACAUCACCCCACAAGGCAAUUUUGAAGGAGAAAACAUCCUCCAGGUCCAAGUGCCGCCUGAUAUCUUUGCCCAAAAACUGCGUAUGGAGGUCGGAGAACUGGAAACUCUCCUCGCAGACGGGAAACGGAAACUGUUUGAUGAGCGAGAGAAGCGGAUUAAACCCGGAUUAGACGACAAAAUCCUGACCAGUUGGAACGGUAUCAUGAUCCGCGGCAUGGCAAUGGGAUAUCAACUGACCGGGAAACCGGAAUACCUUGAGGCAUGUGAAAAAUCUGCUGAGUUCGUCUUGACAACGCUAUCCCAAGAGAACGGACUCCUUUUGCGCACCUAUCGCGCCGGUAAAAGCCACCUCAACGCCUAUCUUGAGGAUUACGCCUACUUCAUUGCCGGGUUAAUCGCACUCUACGAAGCCAGUUUUGAACCGCGAUGGCUCACCGAAGCCGAGCGUCUCACACAUCUCAUGAUCGAUCAGUUCGGGGAUGAUGCAGGCGACGGAUUCUUCUUCACCGGCAAAGCGCACGAAACGCUUAUUGUCCAAUCCAAAUCCGCUUACGACGGUGCCACGCCUUCUGGCGCAUCCAUGGCGAUUCACAGUCUCUUACGGCUUGCCAAACACCUCGACAACCCCGAAUUCCACGACAAAGCCGUUGAGACCUUGUUGCUUUACUUCCAUCAGAUGGAGGGGAUGCCAUCGGGAUCCGGGCAGUUACUCUGUGAGUUAGCGUUUUUGCUGUCAACGCCAAAGGAGAUUGCCAUCGUCGGUGAAAAGGGAGAUGCGAAAACGGACGCGAUGUUAGCGGCGUUGCACGGUGUCUAUCAGCCCAACAAAAUCGUCGCCUUGAGCGAAUCCGCUGAUGGACAGACGUUACCACUCCUCGCGAACAAACCGCAGGUUGACAAGACUGCAACGGCUUACGUCUGCGAAAAUUACGUCUGCCAAGCCCCCACAACGGAUGUCGAAGCAUUCGUGGAACUACUUCAAUAA
This is a messenger RNA of Geodia barretti, 1833 nucleotides long. Lineage: Eukaryota; Metazoa; Porifera; Demospongiae; Tetractinellida; Geodiidae. The record is from the annotation of a GenBank genome assembly.